GGCGCGAUGACAUCUCUCCGCAGCCCAUGUCACCCACCAGACAUUAGCAACGUUGGCACUUGAGUAGCACGAGAAGCCCGAAGGCUCGGCACCCUGGUCCGCGGGCGAUCGUAGCGUCCUGUGUCUAUUACUCAAUGCGCGUCGCCCGCUCCAUUCACACAGAAUAUCCACUGGAUCCGUGAUCUGCUGACAUGGGUAACGCACUCUGGAGUUAGGAUUAGGCCGCCGGGCUAAGGGGGGAGCGAAGGGCCCGUUUCUGUACAAAUACCCGGCAUCCCAUUCGCACACCCUCCUUCGAGCCCUCAUCUGCUCUCUCUAUCCCUCCUCUCCUCCACAUCUCAGAAAUGCCGUCCCCGAAGGUCUUCAAGUCGCAGGACAACGCCGUCUACACGACGUCGACUGGCGCCCCUGUCGCGCAGCCGUACGCUGCUGAGCGCAUCGGCAACAUUGGGCCCCUGCUGCUUCAGGACUUCCACCACAUCGAUCUCCUCGCCCACUUCGAUCGCGAGCGCAUCCCGGAGCGCGUCGUCCACGCCAAGGGCGCUGGUGCGCACGGCUACUUCGAGAUCACCCACGACAUCACCGACUUGUCAUGCGCGGCGCUGUUCAAGAAGGUCGGCACCAAGGCGCCGGUGACUAUGCGGUUCUCGACCGUCGGUGGCGAGUCUGGUUCCGCGGACACGGCCCGCGACCCUCGUGGCUUCGCGAUCAAGAUCAAGACGGAGGAGGGCAACCUCGACUGGGUGUUUAACAACACGCCGGUGUUCUUCAUCCGUGACCCCGCGAAGUUCCCGCACUUCAUCCACACCCAAAAGCGCGACCCGCAGACCCACCUCAAGGAUGCCGACAUGUUCUGGGACUACCUGUCCCAAAACCCCGAGUCGAUCCACCAGAUCAUGAUCCUCUUCUCGGACCGCGGAACCCCCGACGGCUACCACAACAUGCACGGCUACUCCGGUCACACGUUCAAGUUCGUCAACGCCGAGGGCAAGUUCGUGUACACCCAAAUCCACGUCCGCAAGGAGGGUGGCUUCAAGACGCUCACCGACGCGCAAGCGACGAAGCUCGCGGGUGAGAACCCCGAGUACGGUCUCCAGACCCUCUUCGAGGACAUCGACAACGGCAAGUUCCCGGAGUGGAAGGUCUACGUUCAAACGAUGACUGCCGAGCAGGCGGAGAAGUUCCGCUACAACAUCCUCGACCUGACGAAGGUGUGGCCACACGCCGAGUUCCCGCUCCGCCCCGUCGGCAAGAUCGUGCUCGACAAGACUGUCGAGAACUACUUCGCCGAGAUCGAGCAGGCCGCGUUCUCGCCCUCGCACACCGUUCCCGGUAUCGAGCCCUCCGCGGACCCCGUCCUCCAGUCGCGUCUCUUCUCGUACCCCGACACCCACAGGCACCGUCUCGGCGUCAACUACGGCCAGCUGCCGGUCAACGCGCCCAUCGCGCCCGUUGCGAACUUCCAGCGCGACGGUGCCAUGACGUUCGUCAGCCAGGGCUCGCGGCCGAACUACCAGAGCAGCAUCGUGCCGCUCCAGUACAAGCCGAAGGCGUACCAGAACAUCGCGCACGAACACUGGCUCGGCCACGCGCAGGCGCACCUCAGCGAGAUCACUGAGCUUGACUUCGAGCAGCCCCGUGCGCUCUGGCAGAAGGUGUUCAGCGACACCGACCGCGACCACUACGUCAGCAACGUCGCAGGUCACCUCGGCGGCGCGAAGAGCGCCGAGGUCAAGGCCAGGCAGCUGUCCGUCUACGCCGCCGUCGACCAGACCUUGUCCGACCGCAUCGCCGACGCCAUCGGCGCGCCCCGAGUCAAGCCCCUCAAGGUCAAGCCGGCGGCGGAGGCCAUCCGCUUCAAGGUGUCUGGCGUGUAAGUAGCGCUGCAUCUUGGGUGGACUUGCGUGAACGCGGACAGUUGUGUGUCAUGACAUAUAUCGAGCAGUGCAUAUCCUGUGUUGUACUAGUAGAAAGGAAAUUGAUGUCCAAAGUUGUAUCACUAUCAUGAC
This is a messenger RNA of Trametes versicolor FP-101664 SS1, 2009 nucleotides long. Its product is annotated as catalase. The record is from RefSeq and is a predicted model, not a curated record. Bases 345 to 1877 code for a protein of 510 amino acids. Gene Ontology annotation, molecular function: heme binding; catalase activity. The transcript is spliced from 9 exons. Lineage: Eukaryota; Fungi; Basidiomycota; Agaricomycetes; Polyporales; Polyporaceae. Gene Ontology annotation, cellular component: cytoplasm; peroxisome; mitochondrion. Gene Ontology annotation, biological process: response to hydrogen peroxide; hydrogen peroxide catabolic process.